Bursaphelenchus xylophilus (pine wood nematode) is the source of this 1060-nucleotide messenger RNA. The record is from the annotation of a GenBank genome assembly. Lineage: Eukaryota; Metazoa; Nematoda; Chromadorea; Rhabditida; Aphelenchoididae.
AUGACGAGAGACCGAAGCAGAAGUCGAAGCCCUUUCAAGGAUCCUCAUGAAAAGCGGAAAGAAGAUGAAUAUUGGGAACAGUAAGCGGGUUUAGCUUAGGAACCUUACAAUUAACCUUUAUUCUUGUAUUUUUUUUAACAAUGUCGUUUUAGACGUCGCAAAUCUCGAGCCAAAAUUGCAGAAGAAGGAGUCCGAAGAGUAUGGGGAAUAUCACCCACAAGGGAUGCAUUGCAAGAAAUUUAUGAAGAGUAGGUUUAAAGCAGAAUCAUUGUUACUUGUUUAGGUUGGACGAGAUCAAAAGACAAGCAGACAAAGAAGAAAAGGAAGCCGAGAAAAUACAGAAACAAAAGCUAAAAUCAGAAAAGAAAUCCAAGAAACACAAAAGAAAACAUGAUUCUUCAGACGAUUUAGAAGGAAAGAAAAAGAAGAAAUGGAAAAAGGAGAAGAAGUCGAAGAAAAGCAGGAAGGAAAAGAAACGUAACAAGUCACCGGCCCCUUCGACAUCUUCUGAGAGUGAAGAAAUUCAAAAAGAAGAAGAUGAAUGGGUUGAAAUGACAAAAGAGAUUAGAGAAGAGGUGGAACAGCAACAGAAGACGGAGGAGAUAGGGCCUCAGAUCCCGGAACACCUACUAAGGAAGAACGAAAUCAAGUACUUUGAAUUGGAUGCAAUGUAAGUAACUGUUUCAUAUAUUUUGAUGUUAGUUCAGUGAUCGUAAGAAUAUACCUCGAGGAGAAGCCGCAGCUAUGGCGGCAUAUGCCGCCCAAGGAAAAAGAAUACCGAGACGAGGAGAGAUUGGCCUUUCCUCUGAUGAGAUUGCUACGUUCGAAGAUGUUGGUUAUGUGAUGAGCGGAACAAGGCACAAAAGUAUGGAGGCGACUCGGCUCAGGAAGGAAAAUCAGGUAGGUUGACAAAGUCUGGGCAAAAGCAACUCUUCUUUUUCAGAUUAUGACCGCCGAAGAGAAACGAUUGUUAAGUGGAUUCACACAAGAACAACGGAAGGAGAAGGAAGAGGCAGUUAUGAAUCAGUUUAAGAGUUUAGUGUCUUCGAAACGGCAAUAA